Molecule: messenger RNA, 780 nt
Organism: Lathyrus oleraceus (garden pea)
Lineage: Eukaryota; Viridiplantae; Streptophyta; Magnoliopsida; Fabales; Fabaceae
Exons: 4
Coding region: 1-780 (259 amino acids)
Source: RefSeq, a predicted model, not a curated record
AUGAUGAGUACACAAUGGUUGAGCAAGAGGAGGAUGAAGGUAAAAGAUAUCAAGGACAAGGCAUUGAGGAAGUGGAAUGUAGGGGUAAACAAGACUAAAGCAAUCAGAGCAAGACUUGCUACUAGGGACAAGGUUGAUGGUUCUUUCUUAGGGGAUUACAUUAGAAUCUAUGACUAUUGUCAUGAACUGUUAAGAGCUAAUCCAGGGUCAGUAGUUAAGCUAAAUGUUGAACCUGUUCAAGAAUGUGGUCUCUUACCUGCAAUGGAUGAUCUUUUGCCUAAUGCUGAACAAAGAUUUUGUGUGAGGGCUAAACCAUUAAUCACUAUGCUGGAAGAGAUCAAAAUCUUUAUUGUAGAGAGACUCACAAACAAUAGAAUAAGGUUUCAAAAUGUCUCUGAUAAUGAGAUUUUUCCUAACAUUAGAAGGAAGAUUGAUAGAACAAGCACAUUCACCAACUUAUGGCUUGUCAGAAGAUGGGAUCUCAUAGGACUUUCAUGUAUUCAUGCAUUGUCAACUAUGAAGAGUAGGAACUUUAAGAUUGAUGAUUAUAUCCCUGAGUAUUACAUGAAAUCUAGGUACAUGGAAGUCUACAAGCAUAUGAGUUACCAUGUGAAUGGAUCAAAUCUUUGGGUUAAGACACCAUUUCCGGAUGUGCAGCCACCUAAGUAUAGAAAGAUGUCUGGUAGACCAAAGAAGAGGGGGAACAUUGAACAAGGGGAGAUUGAUGGGACUGGCAUAAAAAUGAGAAGAACGAGUUUCAUAGUCAAGUGCAGUAUGUGA